Messenger RNA from Rotaria sordida, 336 nucleotides. The record is from the annotation of a GenBank genome assembly. NCBI's taxonomy places the organism in Eukaryota, Metazoa, Rotifera, Eurotatoria, Philodinida, Philodinidae.
UCAAGUCUUAUUCGUUUACAAUCUGAUACAGAUCGACUUUUACAUACGAUUGAAAAAGCACCAGAUAGUGCAGAAACACUUAUUUCAGAAAUUGAUUCAACAUUUUCAGCUUUACAAUAUCUUGGAGGUGAUUUAAAAAAAUCCUUAGAUAUAUCAAGUUCAUCAGAUAUUGAUCGAGAAUUAAAAGAUAUGGCUAGUCCAGUAGAAACUAUUCGAGAUAGUCUUGAUCGAGCAAAAAGAUCUUAUGAAGAAAAUGAAACUAUUCGAGAUCGUAUUGAAAAAAUAUUAAAUAAAGUCAAAACUUUUACAAAUCGUAAACGACAAGAAUUACAUUAA